AUAUUGCAUAGCGGCUGGCUGUAUGGCGUAACAUUUAAAAAAUUGCCUUAAAACUCAGAAGUAGGAACUUAAAUAUAACAAAACAAUAUGCCGUUAACGGAAUAUGUGGCAUCAUUAUCUCAAAAUCCCUAUUUUGGGGCCGGAUUUGGACUCUUUGGUGUGGGUGCCGGUGCAGCGAUUUUACGUAAAGGUUUUCAGACUUCUAUGAUGUUAUUUAGAAGACACUGUAUGAUAACACUAGAAGUUCCAUGUAGGGAUAAAUCUUAUCAGUGGUUGUUGCAAUGGAUUACUCAAAAAGGCGCCAAACAAACCCAGCAUUUGAGUGUUGAGACAUCAUUUCUCCAGAAGGAUACAGGACAAAUAAAAACAAAAUAUGACUUUAUACCUAGUGUCGGUCAGCAUUUCUUUAGAUACAGAGGUGCUUGGAUAAAAGUUGAUCGUACAAGAGAACAACAAACUCUUGAUCUUCACUUGGGAAUUCCAUGGGAGACUGUCACAUUAACGUCUUUUGGUAGAAAUAAGCAACUAUACUAUGAUAUUCUUGAAGAAGCUAGAACUAUGGCUCUCAAACAGCAUGAAGGUAUGACAGUGAUGUACACAGCAAUGGGUUCAGAUUGGAGACCUUUUGGUCAUCCAAGACGAAGGCGACCAAUACAAAGUGUUAUUUUACGAAAUGGCUUAGCAGAUAAGAUAGUUGCAGACUGCUUAGACUUUAUUGAUAAUCCAAAUUGGUAUACAGAUAGAGGAAUACCUUAUAGACGAGGGUAUCUGCUUUAUGGUCCCCCUGGUUGUGGUAAAUCUUCAUUUAUAAUGGCAUUAGCAGGUGCUUUGGAAUACAAUAUUUGUGUUUUGAAUCUCUCCGAAAGGGGCUUAACAGAUGAUAGAUUGAAUCAUUUAUUAAGUGUGGCUCCGCAGCAAUCAAUAAUCCUUCUAGAAGAUGUCGAUGCAGCAUUUAUUUCUCGAGAGGAAUCAGCACAGCAGAAGGCAGCGUAUGAGGGUCUCAAUCGAGUGACAUUUAGUGGAUUGCUCAACUGUCUAGAUGGGGUUGCAUCCACGGAGGCCAGAAUUGUGUUCAUGACCACAAAUUACUUGGAGAGGUUAGACCCAGCUCUAAUAAGACCUGGGCGGGUAGACGUGAAGGAGUUCGUGGGCCAUUGUGACGAAACGCAAGUGGAGCUAAUGUUUUUGAGAUUUUAUAAGGAUGCUGAUCACGCCAGGACAUUUGCGAAAAAAGUAAUGGAGAAAAAGAAGAACGUGAGCCCAGCUCAAAUACAAGGCUACUUCAUGUUCCACAAACACUCAUCACCUCUUGAGGUUCUGGAUAAUGUGGAGGCAAUAUGGACUCUGGGAUAGUGAAUCGUGAUUUUGUGACAAAUAUGUAUUGAAGACCUUUUAAAUGUUGGAGUCGGACUUAGUUUUGUAUGUAAUAGGAAUUCUGUUUGAUAUGUGAGCACCAAGGUUCAGGGCCUCGCCAACUAAUCGUCAAGGAUGUAGAAAUAGGUACAGAGAAGCUUUGAACAUAUCCUUCAAGAAAAGAGCGUACAAAUUCUUAAAAGGCCGGCAACGCACUCGCGAGCCCUCUGGCAUUGAGAUUGUGCAUGGGCGGCGGUAUCACUUAACAUCAGGUGAGCCUCCUGCCCGUUUGCCCCCGAUUUUAUAAAAAAAGUUUUGACUGUACAAGAAAACAUAAGAUAGUUACUAAUAAUUUAAAAAAAUAUAUAAAAAUACGUUCUAUAUGUUCUCAAGGACAGCCCCUAUCCAGAGACAUGGGUAAGAGUCGAGACUGGGUUGAGUAUGACUCCCGUAUGUCAAAAAUUGGGAAGGCGUCAUCACAAACAAUAAUUGUACAAUAUGGUCCUUCUGAACAUGACCAAGUUCUUGAACAUUGUCUACUUUCAGAUUUCUGUAUAGUUCUAAUAAAUUGGCGAUCAGUCUUCUGACACACGCAAGCGACUUUAGGACUAAGUCUAGUUUCCUCACGAUGAAUUUUCUCGUACGAGCAUAGAAAAGAAAGAAAGCCCAUAGGAGCCGGAGUUCGAACCUGCGACCUUAGGGAUUAGAGACGCUGAAUACACUAAGUGCUGAAAUAGUUAGACACAUAAUUUUAAGUACCUUGUCUGUUGAUAAGUUAUGUUUUUAGUUCUA
Pieris brassicae (large cabbage white) is the source of this 2145-nucleotide messenger RNA. It is a transcript of the gene Bcs1, whose product is annotated as mitochondrial chaperone BCS1. Lineage: Eukaryota; Metazoa; Arthropoda; Insecta; Lepidoptera; Pieridae. Gene Ontology annotation, biological process: mitochondrial respiratory chain complex III assembly; protein insertion into mitochondrial inner membrane from matrix. The record is from RefSeq and is a predicted model, not a curated record. Bases 88 to 1353 code for a protein of 421 amino acids. The transcript is spliced from 7 exons. Gene Ontology annotation, molecular function: ATP hydrolysis activity; ATP binding. Gene Ontology annotation, cellular component: mitochondrial inner membrane.